Cuscuta europaea is the source of this 1371-nucleotide messenger RNA. Lineage: Eukaryota; Viridiplantae; Streptophyta; Magnoliopsida; Solanales; Convolvulaceae. The record is from the annotation of a GenBank genome assembly.
CUCGUCCAGAAGGUUCAAUCGCAGAAGGCUAUAUAGCUACUGAGUGCAUGACCUUUUGCUCACGAUAUUUAAAAGGCAUGAAAACCAAGUUCAAUCGUUCUGAGCGCAAUUUCGAUGGUGGUAUGAAUGAGUUUAAUGGUGGCUUGAAAAUAUUUAAUCAUCCCGGGAGAACAUUAGGGGCGGGCAGACAAUGUCAUUUGGACCCGAAUGAGCUUGAGCAAGCCCAUCUCUAUGUUCUAAAAAACUGUGAUGCAGUCCAAUCCUUUCUUGAAGAAUAUUCACAAACUGAAGCAAUUUCCUCACAAACUCUAUCGGAUAAAGAAUGGGAUAGUCAGUUCAUUGAAUGGUUUAAGACCAGAGUGUCUCAAAUGCAUAAAAGUGAUCAAAGCGAAGAAAUCAAAGACUUGCUUGCACUAUCUCGUGGUCCUACCCCAUACGUGACAAGUUAUAAAGGUUACCUUUGCAACGGAUACAGAUUUCAUAUAGAGGAACAUGAUAAAGGUUUAAGGACUCAGAAUAGUGGUGUGAUCGUUGUAGGAGAAAAUGGUAUUGAUGUUGAGAGCAUUGAUUACUAUGGGGUGCUCGUUGAGGUUCUUGAAUUGCAAUAUCUUAGAGGAAAACGGGUAGUUUUAUUUCGUUGUAAAUGGUGGGAUGUAUAUGAUAGACAAAGAGGAGUUAAAAUAGAUGAAUAUGGGAUUGUUAGUGUUAAUUUUCAUCGUAUUCUAAAAACGAAUGAGCCCUUUGUCUUGGCCAGCCAAGUUUCCCAGGUUUUCUAUGCCAUUGAUAAUAAUUACAAGGGUUGGCAUGUUGCGAGAAAAGUACAACCCCGUGACACAUAUUCAAUGCCAUUGGAAAUGGAAGAUGAUGUUGAAAACCUAGACCAUUUAAAUGCAGCAGUUCAAGAUGCUUUAUCAUCUUCUCCUAAUUUUGUUCCUACAACUAUGUCUAGUACUGAAGGUGAAAUUAGUUUGGUAAGAUGUGAUAUGGAGCAAAUCUCAACGAGUGAAAGUGCACCAAAACAGACAAAAAAGACGAAAAAAAGACAUCUUUAGUGCAGGUCAAAAUGAAUUUAAAUAGGCUUGGAAUGGCAAAGUCGACAAAGCCAAUAUUCAUUAAACCGGGCAUUCUGGGUGGAGGACUUGUAACACGUUCCUGGGACUAUACUAUGGAUACGAUGAACCAAAUGAAAAGGAAAAAAACAGAUAGCAUGGACCAAAUGAAAAGGCAAAAAACUGAUAAGGAACAUGCUGAAGAUGGUAGAAAAAGACCGAACAACUUGAAUGACAUGUCUAGAGGCAGCGGACUUGGAACGCCUUUGUGUAACUAUACUAUGGGUAUAGAUGCCUCAUUUUAUGAAAAUGAUGAUUGGGA